AAAGGCAAACAAUGUUCCUUUAACAUAUGAUAUCCACAGCCAGACAUUUUGAGAUAAGAAAGUGCACAAAACCCUCUAUAACCAAAAGCAAACACACAAGGAAAAAAAAAGUAAAGAAAAGAUCAAAGAAAAGAAAAUGAAGCUUAUGCUUACCUUAACUAUAGCCUCUAUUCUAGCUCUACACCUUAUAAACUCUUCACAACAAAGGCCAGACAUAAACAACAUAACUCCGACUCCGACUCCGACUCCAUGGCCUCCACAAUUCCAUGCACUUCUGUACAUGAACUUGAGCAAAGGAAACCUUCAAAUGAGUGAUUUAUGGUAUGAUUGGCCUAAAGGAAGAAAUGUGAAUAUAUUUCAAAAACAACUAUCCAUAAUUCAGUAUGAUAUAGAGUGGAAUAAUGGGACUUCUUUUUAUUAUACACUUAAAGAGCCCUUUAGUUGUGAGAUUAUGGAAUUUGGAGUUGGAAUUCCUAAGCCUGAUUUUCUUGAGGGAGCUGAGUAUUUGGGGACCAGAGUUACUGAUGGAUUGUUGUGUAAUGUGUGGGAGAAGGUUGAUUUUAUUUGGUAUUAUGAAGAUGUUGCUACUCAAAGGCCUGUUAGAUGGGAUUUCUAUGAUGGUAUAUCAUCACAUGUGAUGACAUUUGAGGUUGGUGCUGUGUUAGAUGAUUCAUCCACUCAAGCUCCUGCAUACUGCUUCCUUCAAACCCCACACAAAUCCAACACAAAUGUGUAAUCACGCCAUCACUUUAUAAUCAGAUGCUACCUAGCUACUCUCUUUUUUAUUCACUGCUGUAAAUAAAGCUGGCUAUGAGCCGGUUCGGAUCCGAAACAGGAUGGGUUAAAACCGGCCCGAAAUCGAUCAAGUUCAGAACGAGGCCUGAACCGGCCCCAAAUUAUGAGGGAACUGGUUUUGAUUCGGCCGGAACUGUUGGUUUUUAGUUCUGGUUUUAUACUGAAAAUUUUAACAAUA
Mercurialis annua (annual mercury) is the source of this 973-nucleotide messenger RNA. RefSeq lists its product as uncharacterized. Bases 137 to 736 code for a protein of 199 amino acids. The transcript has 2 exons. The record is from RefSeq and is a predicted model, not a curated record. Lineage: Eukaryota; Viridiplantae; Streptophyta; Magnoliopsida; Malpighiales; Euphorbiaceae.